Messenger RNA from Syngnathus acus (greater pipefish), 1653 nucleotides. RefSeq names its product G-protein coupled receptor 37-like 1. Gene Ontology annotation, biological process: positive regulation of MAPK cascade; adenylate cyclase-inhibiting G protein-coupled receptor signaling pathway. The record is from RefSeq and is a predicted model, not a curated record. Gene Ontology annotation, molecular function: G protein-coupled peptide receptor activity. Gene Ontology annotation, cellular component: plasma membrane; signaling receptor complex. NCBI's taxonomy places the organism in Eukaryota, Metazoa, Chordata, Actinopteri, Syngnathiformes, Syngnathidae. The transcript is spliced from 7 exons. The coding region runs from base 1 to 1653 and encodes 550 amino acids.
AUGAGUCACAUGAGGGUGUCUAGCUGUAUUGCUUAUGCACACAUCGAGGAGCGAGGAGCGCCGCGCAGCCCGCGCAGCCACCCUUGUCCGCCCGUUCAGCUUCCAUUGACCGCCCCGCCCACCGAGCCGAGGGAAUUGGGGGGGAUCCGCGUGAACCCGACUAACAUCUGCUCACCCAGUUCCCGUUCGAGUUCCAGCUCCUUCACGCUACAAGCACGCAUCCAGUUUGCAGCGGGCGACCACAACGUGGCAGCCUUGGUGGAUUCUGGAGCGGAAGGUAAUAUCAGUUUGGAAAGUCAGUGGGAGAUCAAGUACCUGCCCCUGAGCCCGUCAAUCCCCGCUCAUGCCAUUGACGAGCAGCGGCUCAUCUUGGGGCUUCCCUGGCGGCAGCUGCACAACCCGUUGCUGGACUGGGGGCUCCAUCCCACGUUCCACGUCUCUCGGGUGAGACCCGUGUUUGAGAGCCCCUUGGCGGCGGCGUCUGCUCCUCUGCCGCCCCGGCUCGUCGAGGGAGAGCCGGUUUACACCGUCCGCUCCUUGCUCCGGUCGCGGCGGCGCGGCCACAGGCUCCAGUACCUCGUCGAUUGGGAGGGGUACGAUGAGUCGCACCGCUCCUGGAUUCUUGCAGCCACCACAACUCUCAAUGAGUCCACUGUCCUAGAGGUACUGGACGUAGAUCUGGAGCAGCACCGGCGCUUGGCUCGCGAGGCUGAUGAGGAGGUUCAGCAAUCCACCUUCAGACUGUCUUAUGAAAAAGACUUAGUGACAUCGACCCAAGUCACCCAACUCAUGAACAUAACAGACACAGUGGAUGCCACUCAAAACCACCCCCCUGGACUCUUUAAUCCUUUCUACUCACUGAGGCACAGCUCCUACAUCACCUAUUCCAUUGUGCUGGAGGCUGGCUUGCUGCAAGUGGUCGGUGUGGUGGGCCACAUGGCAGUCAUGUGCAUUGUGUUUAAUAACUUCGACAUGAGGUCAGCCUGGAACUAUCUGCUGGCCAGCACUGCAUUUUGGGACUUCCUGUUGCUGCUGAUGUGCCUGCCUGUGGAACUCGUCAACUGGCUGUCAUACCGCCGCAUCCUGCCCAACAUUACCUGCCGAUUAGUGCCUUACAUGGAGGUUGUGUCUCUGGGUGUCACUUCCUUCACACUGUGCACUCUGGGAAUAAACCGUUUCCACGCCGCCACCAGCUCUUCACAAUCAAAGAUGCGGCGUGUGGAGCGUUGUCGCUCGGUGCUGAUCAAGCUGGCCAUGGUAUGGGUCGCCGCGGUGCUGCUGGCGAGUCCUGAGCUCUUUUUAUGGCAAGUUGCAAGGACCACCACCACCGCCACCACCACUGAUUCCUGCUCCAGCAGUGUCUCCUCACCUCCAUCCCUCCUCCUGCCGGACUCCCUACACUCGCUGCUACACAGGUAUCAUCAGGCCCGCUUGUGGUGGACUUUUGGCUGUUACUUCUGCCGGCCCGUGCUCUUCACCGUCCUCUGCCAAAUGGCGACCCGCAACAUGCACAGUGACUCCAGCUCUGCUCACAAACAGUGUAGCCAUGAUAACCCAUCUUCCAGUCAUAAGCGACAUGAUCACGAGGCGCUGGAACGGCAGCUCAACUGCACGUUGUUAGCAUUAGCACUAGUGUACACUAUCUGCGUGUAA